Molecule: messenger RNA, 1930 nt
Organism: Gloeophyllum trabeum ATCC 11539
Lineage: Eukaryota; Fungi; Basidiomycota; Agaricomycetes; Gloeophyllales; Gloeophyllaceae
Exons: 4
Coding region: 53-1813 (586 amino acids)
Molecular function (GO): protein dimerization activity
Source: RefSeq, a predicted model, not a curated record
GGCUGGGACAGCGUUACGCUCUUUCGCGUUCUUCUUCGCUGGGUUUCUAUGAAUGGACCGGGCUACUCAUGACCAGCUCUCGUCAUUCUUUGGCUCGGAACCGCCACCCUCGGACGGUGCCAACGCCCCCCAAAAUGUCUUCAGCCCGGGCAUGAUCAUGCCUGUGCCCAUGCCUAUGCCUCCUUCGUCUUUCCAGAACACGAAUAUGUUUGGCGGGGACGGGAUGGGGAUGCAGGGGAUGGAGGGCGGGCAGGGCCAUGCAGGGAGCCAGAACCAAAGUCAAAGCGGCCAGAUGAAUUUGGCAGAGCAGUUGCGCUUGAUGAAGCUGCAGCAGUUGCACCAGCUGUCGCAGCAGAUUUUCCAGCAGCAGCUUGAGCUCAUCAAUGGUCAGGGCUCCCUCAACUCUGCAGCGACUUCUUUGGAGCUUUCCAAUAAUCCACAGGCCUAUCAUGGACUUCCAACACCCAUAUCCUCGACGGAGCUACGCCCACAAUCUAACCAAGACUUCGUUUCGCCAAUGGUGCUAUUCCAGCAUUCAGAGUACAACAUCCAGCGGGAGCAGCACCAUCCCCAGGCCAGCACGUCGCACCGUCCUCCAGAAUCCUCUCCUGUAUUCCCUCCUCACCAACACCACCACCAACAGCCUCCGUACAACACCUCAUCCGCCCGCUCUGCCCCGGCCGACCUCGCCUUCACCAUCAUGUCACCACAGGUCCCCCUAUCGUCACCCGGCGACAUGGAGGGCUUCGACAUGUCGCCGCUCGCGAGCCCGUGGUUCCCGGCGCAAGCUGGCCCGCCACAGUCGUACGCCGCCGCCCCAAGCAAGCGGGCGGCGUCGACGAGCGGCGACGAGACGUCGGGGAAGCCGACGCGGAAGCGGCAGUCGCCGCUCGACACCCGACCGACGGCGCCCCUGCCGAGUCGCAGGAUGUCGACGUCGCGCGGGACGAAGAGUGCAAAUUCCACGCCGUUGCUCACGGGGAGCCGGCGGCGCGGAGGGAGUAUCGUGACGGAUAUCCCGGGGGACACGCCGAGUCCUGUGGACUUGUCGAUGCCCCCGCCUGCGCCGCCUCCCCCUGGGCCGAGUACGUCGGCGAAUGCGCCGCCUCCGAAUCUUAUGCCUGCCACCCCUGGUAGCAUUAUGAAAAUCGGCAACAUGGGCUUGGGCAGUGGGUUGGCACCGCCGAGUGCUGGUCAGUCGAAGGCGGAAGGGACCUCGAAGCAAAAAGCGUCUGGGAAGGCAAAAGCUUGUGGCAAGUCUAAAGAUGCGAAGAAUGAUGCAGCCGUGCGCGUCAGCCCUAUUCUCAAGCCUAUACUACCAGCCGGAGGAUCUUCCUCUCUGACCAUGACUCCCGCAACGCCCUCAUCACAGCCCCUCCUCCAGGGCCGCAAAACAUCCCACAAAGCCGCCGAGCAAGCACGCAGGGACCAGAUCAAAGCGGCGUACAACGACCUGCGGAUGCUCCUCCCGCCCAUCCCGAGCGAGGCGGUCAGCCAGGAGCACGUCCUGCCCGGGUCGAUGCCCCCGCGCGGGCCGCCGAAGGGUGAGGGCCCGAACAAGGCCGUGAGCAAGCUUCAGCUAUUGCUGUGCGGUAAUGAUUAUAUCCGGAAGCUGAAGGGGAGGGUGGAGAGGAGGGACGAGGAAAUUGCGAGGUUAAGGGAGGAGGUGCGGAGGCUGAGGGUGGUUGUGGGGGACGCGGAUGAAGGUGGUGAAGAGCUGGAUUUGGAGAGGGAUCUAGAUGCUGCGGAGCCUUCUGCGCUGAGGAUGAGCAGCGUCGGGGAUGGGGAUGAGGCGGAUGAAGAAGAGUAUUAAAAUGAAUUAUAGAAUGUAGAAGAUACCUCUUUCGUCAUUACUUUUGGGCAUGUACGGAUUUUUGAAUUUUUAUAUCAGCGGAAGGCUCUGUUCUCGAGUGAUAGCAUCCUGUCGUCU